AUGCCUCUGAUUACUAAUCUUUUGCCCAUCUCUGUCUCCCCCCAGAAUUUAUUCCUUUUCCUGCUUUUCCUGGGACCUUUCAACUGCUUCGCGAGCUACAGCCGUGCCACCGAGCUAUUCUACAGCAUCAAUGAAGGGCUGCCUGUUGGAAUCCUCAUUGGGAACGUGGCCCAGGAUUUACAGCUUCGGGGGGCACUAAAGGAAGACGUGGGGGUGGAAGGGGAACAGCAGCUCCCACAGCAAUGGGGGAAGACCCCUCUCUCCUUCUGCCUUGCCUCCCAGGGGUUGGGCAGCUCCUACGUAAACCUGGACAAUCGAACUGGCGAGUUGCGCACCUCCGCACAGGAGAUUGACCGGGAGGUGUUGUGUACGGAGGAUAACAUUGGGUCUUCUGUGGUCGCCUCUUCCUCCUCCUCUCCACUGAUGUCGUCUGAGUCGUGCUUGCUGCUGCUGGACGUGUUGGUGUUGCCGCAGGAGUAUUUCCGCCUCGUCAAGGUGAAGGUUGCCAUCCAUGAUGUCAAUGACAACGCGCCGUGCUUCCCCACCCCGCAGAUACACCUCUUUGUGCCUGAGAAUUCGCCCAUCAAUACCCGCUUGGCCAUAGAGCAUCCAGCCGUAGACCCGGACAUGGGGACUAACGGGGUCCAGACCUACCACUUGCAGGAUGACUAUGGUGUUUUUACGUUGGAUGUAGAGGAGAACGAAAGUGGGGAAAGGACACCGUACCUGAUUGUCAUGGGUGCUUUGGACAGGGAGGCCAGGGAUGAGUAUGUUACCCUUAUAAGUGCAGAGGAUGGAGGAGUCCCACCCCUGGUGGGCAGUGCCACCCUCACUAUUGGCAUCAGUGACAUCAACGACAAUUGUCCCCAAUUCAACGAGACUCAGCUGAAUGUCACUGUGUCUGGGAACUCUAGCCUUGGUUUGCGGAUAGCCUCUGUCCAUGCUACAGAUGUGGAUCAGGGAAUCAAUGCAGAGAUUACCUAUUCCUACAGCCAAAAGGUACCGCAGUCGUCCCGCACUUUGUUUCACCUUAACGAAAGCACGGGCGCCAUUAAGCUCGCCAAGAGGAUCAAUGGGGACACGCCUCGUCUUCACAGGUUGAGCGUACUGGCCAAUGGUCCCGGUUGUAUCCCAGCUGUGAUCACUGUGGUUGUAUCCAUCGUAAAAGUUAUGCUGAGACCCCCUGAAAUAAUCCCUCGUUUCAUAGCGAAUGAAGCCGAGGGGGUGGUUUACCUGAGAGAGCUGGAACCUGUCAACACACCAAUAGCGUUUUUUACCAUAAAAGACCCAGAUGAGAAAUACAAAGUGGAUUGCUACUUGGAAGGAGGUGGCCCAUUCAGACUGUCACCAUACAAACCGUACCACAAUGAGUAUUUACUCGAAACGACGAAGCCUUUGGAUUUUGAAACUCAGAGGCACUAUGAAAUAUCAGUGGUUGCAUGGAAUUCAGAUGGAUUCCACAUCACUAAAAUAAUUAAAGUGAGCAUUCUGGAUGAUAAUGACAACUCACCUGUGUUCUCCCAGCCUCUUAUAGAAUUAUCUAUAGAGGAAAAUAAUCCUCCCAAUGCUUUUUUGACCAAGUUGCAUGCAACAGAUGCUGACAGCGGAGAAAGAGGACAAAUAUCUUAUUAUCUAGGGCCCGAAGCCCCCUCGUAUUUCUCUUUAGAUAAAGUCACAGGAGUCCUUACAGUUUCCACCCAACUGGAUAGAGAAGAAAGAGAAAAAUACCGCUAUACCGUCAAAGCAGUAGAUUGUGGAAUGCCUCCCCGAGAAUCAAUAGCCACCAUAACCAUCUCAGUAUUGGAUAAAAAUGAUAACAGUCCGAGAUUUAUUAACAAGGAUUUCAGCUUUUUCGUACCCGAGAACUUCCCAGGCUUUGGUGAAAUUGGAGUUAUAAGUGUCACGGAUGCAGAUAUAGGGCAAAAUGGAUGGGUUGCACUUUCUGUUGUAAAUAGAAGUGAUAUCUUUGUCAUUGACACAGGCAAAGGGGUGUUGAGGGCAAAGGUCUCCCUGGAUAGGGAACAGCAGAGUUCCUAUACCUUGUGGGUUGAAGCAGUUGAUGGCGGGGACCCUCCUUUGUCCUCUACUGCAAAAAUAACUGUCCUUUUGCUUGAUAUCAAUGACAACCCACCGAUGGUCUUGUUUCCUCAGUCAAAUAUGUCUUACCUCCUAGUGCUCCCUUCUACAUUGCCCGGAUCCCCGAUCACAGAAGUCUAUGCCGUAGAUAAUGAUACUGGUAUGAAUGCGGUUAUAGCAUACAGCAUCAUAGGGAGAAGAGGUCCCCGUCCGGACUCCUUUAAAAUCGAUGCCAAGACAGGCAAUAUCACUCUGGAAGAGUCACUCAUGCAAAACGAUUAUGGCCUCUACCGACUUCUCGUUAAAGUUAGUGAUCACGGCUACCCGGAACCCCUUCAUUCCACAGUCAUGGUGAACCUCUUUGUCAAUGACACCGUGAGCAACGAGAGCUACAUCGAAAGUCUGUUAAGAAAGGAACCGGACAUAAAUAUAGAGGAAAAGGAGCCGCAGAUUUCGAUAGAGCCCACGCACACCAACGAGGAGUCACCAUCCUGUAUGCCCACCUUAGUGGCCCUAUCGAUAAUCAGCUUGGGUUCAAUAACUCUGGUGACUGGGAUGGGCAUCUACAUCUGCCUAAGGAAAGGAAGGAAGUAUCAUCCCGGAGACGAAAAUUUGGAAGUACAAAUCCCAUUAAAUGGAAGACUCAGUCUGAGUAUGCUUGAGAAGAAACCAGUGGAGAUUUCCAACAUCUGAUGGUUUCACACAAGACAAUCAUAACCAAAACCUAAGACAUGUUUUGAACAAUGAGGAACUUCCCAAAUGGGGGGAAUUGUUGGCUGCAGCAACAAUGAAGGACCAAUAAUUUAUUACUUAUUAUAAAUUGUACAUAGCUGUUUACAGAUUUUUUUAAGGAAAAAAAAAAGAAAAUCAAAUUCAGUGUACAGGUUUUUUU
Messenger RNA from Heteronotia binoei (common prickly gecko), 2968 nucleotides. RefSeq names its product protocadherin 20 (gene PCDH20). Gene Ontology annotation, molecular function: calcium ion binding. The transcript has a single exon. Gene Ontology annotation, biological process: homophilic cell-cell adhesion. Lineage: Eukaryota; Metazoa; Chordata; Lepidosauria; Squamata; Gekkonidae. The record is from RefSeq and is a predicted model, not a curated record. Bases 1 to 2769 code for a protein of 922 amino acids. Gene Ontology annotation, cellular component: plasma membrane.